Monosiga brevicollis MX1 is the source of this 1716-nucleotide messenger RNA. RefSeq lists its product as uncharacterized. NCBI's taxonomy places the organism in Eukaryota, Choanoflagellata, Craspedida, Salpingoecidae. Gene Ontology annotation, biological process: regulation of transcription by RNA polymerase II; apoptotic process. Bases 1 to 1716 code for a protein of 571 amino acids. Gene Ontology annotation, molecular function: RNA polymerase II cis-regulatory region sequence-specific DNA binding; DNA-binding transcription factor activity, RNA polymerase II-specific. Gene Ontology annotation, cellular component: nucleus. The transcript has 10 exons. The record is from RefSeq and is a predicted model, not a curated record.
AUGGAGAUGAGCCUCUUUGACGAUGUCGUCGAUGGCGAGGUGAGCAGCAGCAGCAGCAGCAGCAGCAGCAGCAGCAGCAGCAGCAGCAGCAGCAGUAGUCGGUUUCCCCCUCUUGCGACGAACAUGAAUGCUCUUACCAUGAUUGAUUGGGCCACUCCAAUCCUCUCUCCUCUUCUCUCUUUUCUUGAUAGCAUCAUGACGUCGGUAGUGCCUGGGAGCGUCGCCGACGGUAAUGAGAGGGGUCCCGGCCAAUUCCAGGUGGCGGUGGAAACCAUUACCCUGCAGCACAGCGACUCGGAUCUCAUGGUCGACAUCCCAGGCUACGGCACCACAGCAGUGAAGCGAGCCCCGAUGACAGAGCGCGACUUUGAAAUGCUGCCCUCCAGUUUUCGCGGACCGUACGACCUGCAGUUGGAUUUGAUCGACGAGAACAGCCUCAAACCCCGCAACACUUCUCCCUGGACCGUAAGCACUCCUGGCCUUGAUCUUACCCUGCUGCAAAACGGCUCGGCCCCAAUUCCCAUAAGCUCAAACUCACUGCAUGUACCAUGUCGCUGGCCCCACUUCGACGUCUUGCUCAUGAUCCAGUACUCGCCACAGCUCGGCCGCUUCUUCGUUCACGUCAAUGCUGAUGUCGUCCUCAAAAUUGUAUUGGCUCGAGCCCCGCCCAAGGGCACGGAUCUUGUCUUUCGUCUCCGCUACGCUCUACCUGAGCAUCGCAAGACGCGCGUCGAGACAUGUGUGACCCAUCAGCAGGCCGGCUCGCAUUUCUUCGGCGCGCCCCACAACCACCUCAUGUCCAUCAAUCGUGAACACGUGACCUACGACACCGAUUCGACGGGUCACCACUACGCUCGGGUGGCCUUGGACCAGUUCCCCUUUACUGACAACGUCUACUCUGUGCCCUUGCGCUUUCACUGUUUCAGCUCUUGCCCCGGCUCCAUCGCUCGUCGCAUGAUGCAGCUCAUGGUCUACCUCGAGCACAGCGAACACAUUCUUGGCAUCACCAGCGUGGACUGCCGCUGCUGCGCCUGCCCGGGUCGGGACCGGCUCUCUGCUGAGAAGCGCCAACAACGCAACAGUGCCAAGCGUCACCCGGCUGCCAGUGGAACCAAGAGCAAACGCACGCGACGUAGUGGCGACAACAUGGCGCUUGCUUCAUCACAAGAGUCGAACGAGGGCGAGUCCAGCCAGCCCAGUGAAGAUCUUAGCAUUCACAUUCUCCCUAUCCACGGUAAAACACAUUAUCGCAUCAUCAAGGAGAUGAUCGAGGGCAUGAGCUCUGCCCGUAUCCUCACUCCGAAUCAAACCGCAGUCACGGCCAAGGCCAAUCUGAAGCUGCAGCAGCGCUUGCGCGAGCACUCGCAAAGCCAUUCCAAUCCUCCCAACCUUGAGCUUCUUCAGCGGGAACUCAGCACGGGGGUGUCCGAGUCGCCGUCCCUGCACAAGGCCUCGGCCCGGGCCAUGGCAAUUAAAGAGGAACCAAGCGCCUUCAAGGCCGAUGGUCCGACUUCAGGUAACAACAGUGCCGUGGAAGCAGGAGAUCAAGGCUCAACGGUUCCCACAGAAAUGGACGACCAGCAGAGUGGUGACACUGAACACACGCCCCAUUUGGACCUGGUUCCCGAAGCAGAUGCUCUUUAUCGUAACGAUUGGAAGUUUCUUCAGGUCGGUACAGCGCGCGCGCACGAACCUGGGCAAGCACGAACUUGGUGA